Penicillium lagena is the source of this 234-nucleotide messenger RNA. RefSeq lists its product as uncharacterized. The coding region runs from base 1 to 234 and encodes 77 amino acids. NCBI's taxonomy places the organism in Eukaryota, Fungi, Ascomycota, Eurotiomycetes, Eurotiales, Aspergillaceae. The transcript is spliced from 2 exons. The record is from RefSeq and is a predicted model, not a curated record.
AUGCAAGAUCUGUCGCACCAGAUGCAUGCGCCUGACACUAGUCCAGGGGCAAGUUCAACACUACGCCCGUCGGAGCAAGCCAGCAAGCGAGUCCACUCACUCUGGGUCCUCAACAACGGCUGUCAGCCCACACAGGGCACCCCCCUGCCUGCCCCUUCAGGCUUCGCUGUGUCCGGCGUCAGUAGUCGGUGGUCCGGUCUCCAUUUUUAUCAACAUCUCAUAGCGACGCUAUGA